Molecule: messenger RNA, 2071 nt
Organism: Pogoniulus pusillus (Red-fronted tinkerbird)
Lineage: Eukaryota; Metazoa; Chordata; Aves; Piciformes; Lybiidae
Gene: PHF11
Product: PHD finger protein 11
Exons: 13
Coding region: 421-1341 (306 amino acids)
Cellular component (GO): nucleus
Source: RefSeq, a predicted model, not a curated record
UGCGCGUGCGCCGGGCCUGUGUCCGCGCGGGAGCGCUGUGGGGGAGCAGGAGCAGGAGCAGGAGCGGCAGCAGCGGAGGUGGCGGCAGCGCGGGGCCAGCCCAGCGCAACCGGGCCCUGAGCACACGAGUGGACCGUGUCCGCCGCUCCGCGCACCAAGAUUUCUCAUGAACCUGUGAGAACACCAGGGACUAUACACUCCACCUUUAGUCUCUUCCUCAAAAAGUUCCUAGAGCUGGAUCCUCUGACCAGGGCCUAUGUAUCUGCAUCGAUUCCAGAGUUUGUGCUAUCGGAGGUGGCAUCUCCAGCAAAGUGCAGUUUGAAAUACCACACCCUGUAGGAGUGGGAAAUUGUUGAAGAUACCUGCAGUGGACUUGCACAGAGACCACAGACAAAUUUCCUGCUCUAGGUUUUCCAGAUAAUGGCGAAGAUGGUGAAAAGAACGUGCGCGUUUUGUCCAGACGGGGAGUCUGGUUCUGUGAUGUACAUUGCCAAAGACAGAAGUAUUGCAGCACAUCAGAAUUGUCUGUUAUUUUCCUCAGGAUUUGUGGAAUCUGAAGAGUAUAACCCAGAAAAUCUGGAUAUAAGGUUUGAUGUGGCAUCAGUAUUGAAAGAACUCAAGAGAGGAAAGCGGCUGGUGUGCAACUUCUGUCGCAAGAAGGGAGCCACGGUGGGAUGUGAAGAAAGAGCCUGCCGCAGAAGUUACCACUACUUCUGUGCACUCUGUGAUGAUGCAGCAAUAGAAACAGAUCAAGCAAAAGGAAUCUACCGAGUGUUCUGCCCAAAACACGACCCAGGCAAUAGGACCAAUAACUAUGGCGCAGCUGGUAAGAGAAGACGACACACACUGAAUUCUGCCACCAUCACAAAACAAAUGGUCACAGAAGAGACAGCAGAAGAAAGCAGUUUGCGAAUACUGAAAAGAAAAAAUGACAGGCAUCAAGUCCAGAUAGAUUUUGUUAGGAAAUGCAAGCAAGCUGGGCUACUGGAUGACAUCUUUGAGGAAAUGCUGGAUACCCUCCACCUGGCGCAGGAAAAACUGAUGGAUGACAACACUUCAGAAACAGAGUACGAGGAGACGGUGAUGGCGCUCUUUGAUUGUGGACUGUUUGAAAAUAUACUGACCAAUAUUCACUCAGCUCAUCUCUUCAUGAGACGACCAAACAUACAGGGUGUUACACUAAAGACUUCUCAGCAGAAAGGAACAGAGUUAAAAGUCCAGGAACUUCUGGAAAGCAGAAAAAGACUGGAUAACAAGAUUGAGCUACUGCAGGACUUAAACGAGGUCGUCCUUCCUCCCCCAGAGAGCACUGCUAGUACAUCUAGUACAGUGUCUGAAUAACCCUGACUGUAUUGGUGUCAAUAUUUUCUAAUGAUAGAAACCUUACAGUACAUCUGGUUGAUGUCUUUAGUAAUUCCUCUUCCCCCCUGCCAACAUAAGGACUCAAGCAAGAACUGGGUGCUCUACUCUUUUUUUUAUACCUCACAGUUGCAGUAAUUUAAAGUUGUCCCUUAAAAUUCAAUCAUGGAUCAGUGUGAUACAGCAAUUUUGGCUUUUGUUUUUAAAGCUCAUCAAGACUUUUUAUUCUCAAAGACAAGAGAGCAGCAGCUGCCACGCCAGGCUUGCUAAGGUCAGUUAACUGGGAGCACUUUGCGGGCUCUGUGGUAGCUGCUUCACUGUCUGCAUCUAGACAGUGAUGUUUUAAGGACCACAGUGCUGCUUUGGCUUUCUAAAGAAGACAAAUUAGCAGGACUUGCACUUAAUUCAGAAAGCUUCUGAACUAUGAACAGGAAUUACUUUUUUUGUUGUUGCUUCUUGAGUGACUGCUUCAUGUGUAACUAGUUCUGCUGGAAGGGCAAGGAUGAAACAGUGCUUGCAGGCAGACUAGCAAUGGUCAAGCAUCAUACGCUAAACAAGGUGUAAACUGGAUCAGUGGACUGUGUCUUCCCUUCUCCAUUAAGAAGUGAUAUCACUCCCAUGUGUUUUGUCUUAGAAAACAUGUUUGAAUACAAAAGAAGCACUGCUUAGCUAUGAAAGGGUAAGUUAAUGAAAUACAAGUCUUUCUUAAAAA